This is a messenger RNA of Chelmon rostratus (copperband butterflyfish), 1014 nucleotides long. RefSeq names its product alpha-1,3-galactosyltransferase 2-like. NCBI's taxonomy places the organism in Eukaryota, Metazoa, Chordata, Actinopteri, Chaetodontiformes, Chaetodontidae. Gene Ontology annotation, biological process: carbohydrate metabolic process. Gene Ontology annotation, cellular component: membrane; Golgi apparatus; vesicle. The transcript is spliced from 5 exons. Gene Ontology annotation, molecular function: hexosyltransferase activity. The record is from RefSeq and is a predicted model, not a curated record. Bases 1 to 1014 code for a protein of 337 amino acids.
AUGGGAUACCCUCAGAAGACAAAAAGCAUCUUGAAAUUUGUGCUUUUUGUUUCUGUCGCGCUCUGUGUUCUCUACGUGACUUCUUCGUCUCUGAGACUUUUAAGAGGCAUCGCAGCUGCAGACAAAUGCUCUCUGGAAAGUAAGAAACUGCUGCCUCUGGACCACAGCGUGGAUGCCAGCCUUGAUUACAGGUCAAGGCCUGACGUGCAAACUUGCACGUCGUGGAACGCUCCCAUCAUCUGGGAGGGGAUGUUUGAGCCUGAUCUUUACGACCGGACGCACAAGAGUGAGGGGUCCUCCGUGGCUCUCACAGUGUUUGCUGUGGGCAGGUACCUGGACGCUUACCUGGAGGCCUUCCUGAACUCGUCAGAGCAUCACUUUAUGUUGGCUUUGCCCGUCACUUACUAUGUAUUUACGGACGAGCCGGAGAAGAUCCCAGACAUCAAGCUCGCCCCUCAGCGAAGCAUGAAGGUCAUCAAAGUGGAGAGGCACUCCAGGUGGCAGGACGUCUCCAUGAUGCGAAUGAAGGCGAUAUCAGAUAUCAUAGAGUCGGACAUUCGCCACCACUGCACGCACGUCUUCUGCUUCGACGUGGACCAGCUGUUUACUGGGAGGUUCGGCUCGGAGGCUCUGGGAGAUUUGGUGGCUCUGCUCCACGCCCACUACUACCGCCUUCCGAAGGUGAGGUUCACCUAUGACCGCAACCCCAAGUCCAAGGCGUACAUGGAGAGCGGGGAUUUCUACUACCACGCCGCUGUCUUCGGAGGCUCGUGGAAGAGCGUGAAGGCGCUGACCGAGGCCUGCUAUCAGAGCAUCAUGGAGGACAAAAAGAACAACGUGGAGGCUCUGUGGCACGACGAGAGCCACCUCAACAAGUACAUGUGGCUUCAUAAACCGAGCAGGCUGCUCUCUCCGGAGUACUGCUGGGACACCAGCAUCCCCGACAGGCGUGAUAUCCGAGUCGCACGGCUGCUGUGGGCACCAAAGGAUUAUAAAAAACUCCGCAAAGGUUAG